Hemisphaericaspora subhashii is the source of this 500-nucleotide messenger RNA. RefSeq lists its product as uncharacterized. Gene Ontology annotation, molecular function: transmembrane transporter activity. Gene Ontology annotation, cellular component: membrane. Gene Ontology annotation, biological process: transmembrane transport. The annotation marks the transcript as partial. The transcript has a single exon. The record is from RefSeq and is a predicted model, not a curated record. NCBI's taxonomy places the organism in Eukaryota, Fungi, Ascomycota, Pichiomycetes, Serinales, Debaryomycetaceae.
UUGUCAAGUAUGUUGAUCCUAAGAUUCAAGUUCCAGUUAGGGCUACCAUUUUCGGUGGUAUUAUUGCUCUUUUGAUGGGUUUAUUAGUUUUAAUUGGUCCAGCUGGUGCUAACGCAACAUUUUCGUUAGCUGUUGCAUGUAACUAUUUAGCUUGGGGUACGCCAAUCUUAUUAGUAUUAUUACCAGUCGGAAGAAAAAGAUUCGUUAAAGGUCAAUUCUAUCUUGGUAAUUUCUGGAGUACCUUUAUAAAUUUCGCUUCUGUCUGUUGGAUUAUGUUUGUGAUUGUCUUAUGUAUGUUCCCAAAUUCUAAACAGGUUAAUAAAGAAACAAUGAAUUAUACUGUUGUCAUUAAUGUUGGUGUAUGGCUUCUUUCUUUGGUUUACUUUUUUGUUUAUGGCUACAAAACAUAUAAAGGUACAAGAUCAAACUUGGACGAUGAAUCUAGUGGAUCAUCCAGUGAUGCGGAAGUCGUUGAAGAAAUAUUAGAAGAAAAGGUAUAG